This is a messenger RNA of Haemonchus placei, 1404 nucleotides long. Lineage: Eukaryota; Metazoa; Nematoda; Chromadorea; Rhabditida; Trichostrongylidae. The record is from the annotation of a GenBank genome assembly.
AUGAGCCAGCUUUCGCAUCGUGUGGCCCCUCGUCAAGCGAAUGGCACACCGCCAUGCGUUAAUAUCUAUUGCCACGAGCCGACAAGUGAAUCCACUCCUGAGCAACCAGCAUCAAUCAGGCGACAUCGUUUCGCAUCAGGGAUUUUAUUUGAUUCAACUUACUUGUUUACAGCUCCUGAGCAACCAGCAUCAAUCAGGCGACAUCGUUUCGCAUCAGGUCUUCGUGGUCUGAUGGGUCGGCCGCGAUCUGAAAGCCUUAGUGGGCAGUUACUGAGAAAAUCAACCAAGCUCAAGAAAGUACAGGUGAAUGGCUGCAAUUUGACGUCGGUUUACGAUUUACGUGAGUGUGAAGAGGGAUCGUCCGAUUUCUACGACGAUGAUUGGGCUUUCCGAAGACCGCGGAGUAAUAGUUCGGACUUCCUAAUUCUCCGAAAAACAUCUCGUCCUUUGUCAGUAGACGUCGUUGGUCUUGUAGAAUCGCAGUCCGAUCCAUAUCGGCAGUAUAUGAGAGUAGUGGACUGCUAUGAACUCUCACCUCAAGCCGGAAAUGUUAUAGCUCUUGAUAAAUCCAUAAAGGUGGACAGAGCAUUUUCGGCCCUUUGUGAGCAAAACGUCCGUGCUGGCUUGGUAUGGGAUGGCUCACUAGGAAGGAUCACAUCGAUCGUAACUUUGACCGACUUUUUGACGUAUAUGCGUGAAGACGCGUCACAGUCUAAACGUUCACAAAGCGAAAUCUGUGACCUCAUAUCCGACACCCCGCUGGUUACCGUCUUUGCGGAUAUGAAAGUGAUCGAAGCGUGUGAACAAUUUUGUCUGCAUCGCGUACAUCGUAUCAUCGUACGGGAACCCCAAUCAGGGGACAUUCUUUAUCUUUUGACAAUAAAACGGGUACUACAAGCUAUACAUAAACAGAAUCGUUCACUGCAUUUUGCUCAGUGGUUGAGUAGUCCAAUUAAGGAUUCCGGUGUGGGUACUUGGGAAGGCAAAAUACAUUCGGUUUCAUUGGAUGAUUGUUUGAAUGAUGUGCUGGAAAAAAUGUUGAGCCAUCGUUUAUCAUCUGUCCCAGUCAUCAAUUCAAAUGGUCACGCAGUUGAUGUUGUAACAAAAUCCGAUUUGGCUAUGGCUUUGAUGGAGGUGAACGCUCAUCAUACGUUCUUCUCCGACACCACGGUUUCGACAGUGCUUGGUCGCCGUCCAGCAGCGGUAUUUGUUCGGCCCAACGAUCCUGUCGGCAAAGUUCUCGAUGCCCUCCUAGAAGCCCAACGAAUGCGCUGCGUCUUCGUCGUUGACGACCACAAAACGCCUAUCGCAUGUGUCUCACAAUCGGACGUCAUCUCCCAUCUGAUCUACGAUGAAAGGCCAUUCCAGAAGCCGAAGUCUCCAGCAACAAAUUCACAAUGUUAG